GGUACGUUGGCAGAGUCAUUCUAUACCGUUCGAUCCUGGCGCUGACGACUGCCAAGCAAACUGUGCAGUCCAAAUGGUGGAGGGGGUUUCGAUAUUCCUAAGAUGUUCUUCUCGAAAUUUCUAAACUUCACGGCGGGGUUUUCUGUUUGUACACCUCAUCAUUAGUUGCCGGAACUGGAGUUUGCCGUUUCUGAACUGUUUCGUUUUUGGGUUCAUCAUUUUCACAGAAAAUGGGUUUCUGGACCUUGUUAGAAGGGUUUCUGCUCUUUGCAAAUGCAUUGGCAAUACUGAACGAAGAUCGUUUUCUUGCUCCCAGAGGAUGGACAAUAGCAGAAGUAACUGGGCCCAGGAGGAAUACUCUCAAGGGGCAGAUUGUAGGGCUCAUACAUGCAUGCCAAUUCUUGAGACUUCCCCUUAUACUGUUGAAUAUCAUCACCAUAAUUGUGAAGCUCUUCACUGGUUGAGUUGGAGAGACUGAAUGAAAAUCUAUGUUCACUUUAUGAACUUAUAAGCUAUACCAGCAUCAUCAAUCGUGUAUUGUUAUUUUCUGUUCCCACCUGCAGCUGCAUGUCGUUGCUUUUACGGUUGCUUGGAAAUGGAAUGUGAGGGAAUUUUAAUUUCUGGAGCCUCUGGAAACUAUGUAUAGAUGUAACAAAUUGAGAAAAUGUAAAAUUUAUUUUCUA
This is a messenger RNA of Prosopis cineraria, 683 nucleotides long. Its product is annotated as protein transport protein yos1. The record is from RefSeq and is a predicted model, not a curated record. NCBI's taxonomy places the organism in Eukaryota, Viridiplantae, Streptophyta, Magnoliopsida, Fabales, Fabaceae. The coding region runs from base 231 to 464 and encodes 77 amino acids. Gene Ontology annotation, cellular component: COPII-coated ER to Golgi transport vesicle; endoplasmic reticulum membrane; Golgi membrane. Gene Ontology annotation, biological process: endoplasmic reticulum to Golgi vesicle-mediated transport. The transcript has 2 exons.